Messenger RNA from Hypanus sabinus (Atlantic stingray), 9032 nucleotides. It is a transcript of the gene kif16ba, whose product is annotated as kinesin family member 16Ba. The record is from RefSeq and is a predicted model, not a curated record. The transcript is spliced from 26 exons. Gene Ontology annotation, molecular function: microtubule binding; ATP binding; microtubule motor activity. Gene Ontology annotation, biological process: microtubule-based movement. Bases 227 to 4192 code for a protein of 1321 amino acids. Lineage: Eukaryota; Metazoa; Chordata; Chondrichthyes; Myliobatiformes; Dasyatidae.
UUGAGCCUCGGAGGGCUCGGUAGGCGAUCCACUGUGAUUUUGAUACAAUUGGUGGUGUUGACAAUGACACCACGGUGAUGGUGACAGCGGCCCGAGUUGUGAGGAAAGUUUUAAAUGCCCGUGGAGAGCUCGGGCGGAGGCGAGAGCGUUCAUCGCACCACGAGCCGACGGUUGUAAACAAACAAGCUUUCGGCGAAGGUACCAUAAAAGGCGGAAGUGAUGAAUCAUGGCCUCGGUGAAGGUGGCGGUGCGGCUGAGACCAAUGAACCUGAGAGAAAAAGAUUUGGAUGCCAAAUGUAUCAUACACAUGGAAGGGAACAAGACAACAAUCACAAACUUGAAGAUUCCAGAAGGAAGUUCAGGUGAUUCUGGGCGAGAGAGGAUAAAAACAUUUACUUAUGACCAUUCUUAUUGUUCCGUUGAUUGCAGAAGUCCCAAGUUUGUUUCACAAGAAAAGAUAUUUAAAGAUCUUGGCACUGAUGUCCUUAAAGCUGCCUUUCAAGGCUACAAUGCGUGUAUUUUUGCAUAUGGUCAGACUGGAUCUGGUAAAUCGUAUACAAUGAUGGGAAACCCGGAAGAUGUAGGCUUGAUACCUCGAAUUUGCCAAGGGCUAUAUGACAGAAUUUCUCAGAAGUCUAAUUGGGACGAAGCUUCAUUUCGUACAGAAGUUAGCUACCUGGAGAUUUAUAAUGAACGGGUAAGGGAUCUGCUCAGGAGAAAGUCAACCAAAACAUACAAUUUAAGAGUGAGGGAGCAUCCAAAGGAAGGGCCAUAUGUUGAGGAUCUGUCAAAGCAUUUGGUGCAGAAUUACAGUGAUGUGGAAGAGCUAAUGGAAGCUGGAAAUAUCAAUCGAACGACUGCUGCGACAGGGAUGAAUGAUGUCAGCAGUCGAUCCCAUGCCAUCUUCACCAUCAACUUCACUCAAGCCAAAUUUGAUGCUGAAAUGCCUUGUGAAACAAUUAGCAAGAUCCAUUUGGUUGACCUUGCAGGAAGUGAAAGAGCUGAUGCCACAGGUGCAACUGGAGUAAGGUUGAAAGAAGGAGGGAAUAUAAAUAAGUCUUUAGUCACACUUGGAAAUGUAAUUUCUGCUUUGGCUGACUUAUCUCAAGAUGGGGUGAAUUCUCAAACAAAGAAGAAACAAGUGUUUGUGCCUUACAGAGACUCUGUUUUGACCUGGUUAUUGAAAGACAGCCUUGGUGGAAACUCAAAAACAAUUAUGAUUGCCACCAUUUCACCAGCAGAUGUCAAUUAUGGAGAAACACUGAGUACACUUCGCUAUGCAAACAGAGCCAAAAACAUCAUUAACAAGCCUACUAUUAAUGAAGAUUCUAAUGUCAAGCUUAUUCGUGAGUUGCGUGCUGAAAUUGCACGGCUAAAAGCUUUACUUGCUCAGGGGAAUCAGAUUGCAUUGUUGGAUUCUCCAACUGCUUUGAGCAUGGAGGAGAAGCUGCAUCAAAAUGAAGCGAGGGUUGAAGAGUUAACUAAAGAAUGGACAAAUAAAUGGAACGAAACUCAAAAUAUCCUUAAGGAAGAAACCUUAGCUCUUCGAAAAGAAGGAAUCGGUGUAGUUUUGGAUUCUGAAUUACCUCAUUUGAUUGGCAUUGAUGAUGACUUGCUUAGUACAGGAAUUAUUUUGUACCAUCUCAAGGAGGGCAAGACGUAUGUUGGGCGAGAAGAUGCCGCUACUGAGCAAGAUAUUGUGCUCCAUGGACUUGAUUUAGAAAGUGAACACUGCAUUUUUGAAAAUCUGAAUAACAGAGUAACUGUAAUUCCACUGAAUGGUGCACAGUGUUCAGUCAAUGGAAAUCCUAUUAAUGAGCCUACUCAAUUAAACCAAGGAGCUGUCAUAUUGCUGGGAAGAACCAAUAUGUUCAGGUUUAAUCAUCCUAAAGAAGCCGCUAAACUCAGGGAGAAAAGGAAGAGUGGAUUGCUGUCUACCUUUAGUUUGUCCAUGACUGACCUGUCCAAAUCAUGUGAAAGUCUUUCCACUGUCAUGCUUUACAACCCAGGACUUGAGUUUGAGAGACAACAGCGAGAAGAACUGGAAAAACUGGAAAGCAAGAGGCGACUAAUUGAAGAAAUGGAAGAAAAACAGCAAACAGAAAAAUCAGAACUAGAAAGGUUGCAGCAAGAGGUGGAGUCACAACGCAAAGAGACUGAAAUUGUGAAGCUUCGCAUCAGAAAACAGGAAGAAAGUCUGAAACGCAGAAAUUUAGACAUUGAAAGUAGACUUAAAGAUUUGAUUGCUGAAAAGGAAAAAUUUGAAGAAGAACGGCAAAGAGAACAACUGGAAAUUGAACUGCAAAAGCAAAAACAAGAAGAGGAAAUUUAUAUACGGGUUCAAAAAGAAUUACAGAAAUUACAGGAACUCCAUAAGCAAGAGAAAGCAGGUAAACUGGAAAUUCUCCGAGAACUGGAGAAGCUUAAAAAAGAGAAGGAUGAACAUAACCUGAAACUGGAACUAGCAAAGAGAAGGCUUGAAGAAGAAGCAAAAGAUCAACAGUCACUUGUUACACGACUGGGAGAACAGCUCAGAGAAAAACAGGAAACUAUCCAACUGCUCAAACAAGAUGAUGUGCAAAGCAUUGAUGAAGAAAAAAACAUCUUGGAAGAAAUUAGAGAAGUUUUUCUUAAAGCUAAGGAAGCUAGGCCUACUGAAGGCGAAGAGCCUGAAGAUGUUCAAAGAGCAAAGCAAAGAUAUUUGGAUCUGAAGAAAAUACAGCUGGAAAAAUUCACAGCAUUGGAAGAAGAUGCCUUUUGUCAAAAAGAGUUUCUAGAAAAGGAAAUUAUGAUGGAGCGUGAAGUUCUUGACCAGCUAAGGCAUAUGCAGCAAGACUCUGUAAAAGUUCUUCAUAAAGCUGGUGCAAGUAAUGCUUUAGAUUCAGGCGAAAUGAUUGGAGCAUUAGAAAAAGAAAAAGAGGUUGCGCAAAGGUUGCUGAACAAAGAACGACAACUUGAUUAUUUGUUGGAAAACCAUUUGCCUUCACUGACGGAAGAAAAGCAGAGAGCUGCAGAUAUCCUUGACCAAGGUCUUCCUAGUUUGGAUGUUGUACUUUACCAGACAGAGAAGGAAAUCGAAGAAAAAAGGGAGCAAUUAGCACAGUACAGAGCUAGCACAGAUCAGCUGCAGCAACUCCAGCAAACUUACGAAUUUACUGCUAAUAUAGCUCGACAAGAGGAAAAGGUUCGAAUGAAAGAGAAAGAGAUAAUUGAAUCACGAGAAAAACAACAGAGGGAGGCACUAGAGCAAGCUGUAGCCAAGUUAGAGAGGAGACAUUCUGCUCUUCAACGUCAUUCAGCCAUUGAACUUGUGAUUGAAGAACAGAAGCAAAAACUAGCAACAUUAAAUAGCUGUGAAGAAACAGAUCUUCGCAAUAGUCUGGAGGCAGAACAGAAAGCACUGGAACAAGACAGAGAAAGGCUAGAACAAGAAAUUCAGCAGCUGAAGCAGAAACUUUGUGAAAAUGAUAUGGUUCUAAGGGUUUGUGGAACUCAGGAAGAGAAAUCAUCCCUUGCCAGUCCUGCAAGUCCUAAAAGAUCUCCAUUGGUUAUGAUGCCAAUAGCUGAUGAUAGACUAAAUGCAUAUAUUGAAGAAGAAGUUCAGCGGCGACUAGCAGAAAAAGCAAAAUUACAAAACGGUCAUGAAAUAACUGAUGCGACUGACCUCUCCCUUUCAAUGGAGCAGGAACAUGGGAACCAGAAUAAUAUAAACCAGCGCAAGCUGAAAUAUGAGCAGCUCCUCCUUGCUCGAUCACUGGAUAUUAGUCCAAACAACCUAAAGGAUCCUAUUAAAAUUAGUAUACCCCGGUAUGUCUUGCGUGGACAAGGGAAAGAUGAGCACUAUGAGUUUGAGGUGAAGAUAACUAUUUUGGAUGAAACCUGGACAGUGUUUCGACGUUACAGCCGCUUCAGGGAACUGCACAGAACAAUGAAGAUGAAAUAUCCAGAGAUCGGCAGCCUACAGUUUCCACCUAAAAAGAUAUUUGGUAACCGGGAUGAAAGAGUAAUUGCUGAGAGACAAUCCCAUUUAGAGAAAUACCUCAGGAACUUUCUCACAUUGAUUUUGAAGUCUCCAACUUCACCUUUGAACCUAUACAAGGAGGAUUUUACACUAUCCAAGCACACCCUAUGUGAGUUUACACCGUUCUUCAAGAAAGGAGUUUUUGACUUCAGUAGUCAUGGGACUGGAUAAAUAAAUAAGACAAUGUGCAAAUCUUAAAGUACUAGGACCAAAAGCAGUGCCUUUUCUAUAUCCAACUAAUUCAUCUAAAUAUGCAGAAAUAUUAUUUUAUGAAGAGCAUGUCUGGUUUCCUUUUUAUUUAAUAUUGGAAAGUACCAUUAUAUAGUUAAAAAUAAUGUGCAUGUACAGUUAAUAAACUCCUUUUCACUAUAUUCCUGCAUAGUCCUCUGAGAAACUCUCCAGCAACUAAAUGCAGAGGCUUACAUUGUAAAUAUUUGCACUAAACCUGUUAAAAAUGAUUGUGCCUCAGUUCUACUGUUUACCUAGAUUACACUUAAAGAACACCGAGAUUCUUUCAUUAUAAUUAUUACUAAAUAAUAGAUUCUAACCUCACCAACAUUUAGAGUUCAACUUCAAGAUAAUUUUUGUUCAGAAAUGACAUUACAUGUUCAUUAGUUUUGUAGUGACAUUUCUAUACAAAAUAAAAGAUUGAUUUUGUGUCCAUUGGAUUAAAAAUAAAAACAACUGUUCUAAGCAUGUGCAACUGUGGGUGUUAACAGCGGUGUUAUAUAAUACAUGUUUUCCUUCCACUUCUGGUGCUUUCUAUUUGAUCCUCCCAAAAAAGUGGUAAUGUUGAAGUAAGUAGAGAGCUCACCUUGACAUGAAUCCAUCGUCUUUGCAACUAUAGUAAUGAAGCAAUCUCUUGAUUCAGCAACCAGUGUCCUAAAUUGUCCACCUGUAGCCAAGCAUUUGUUACACUGAGUUUGCAUUACAUUUCAAAAAACAUGCAUGUUAAAACAGAUUUUCCAGUACUUAAACUUCAUCACAAAAUAAGUAUAGUUGUAAGUGUAAAUUUUUACACUCAUUUAGCACUAUGUAUAAUUGCUUCAUUUAAAAUUACUGCAGAUGCAGAUAAGUUUCAGCAGUUUUUAUAUAUUUCGAAUUAUCAGGUCUGGUAGUUGUAGUGGUAUGAGUACUGCAAAUGUUGUUACUUUGUUAUUUUUCCUCCUGUUAAAAAUCCAGCACGAUUUUUAAUAGUUACAGAUUAUGCAGAAAUUAACAAUCAUACCUGCACAGUCAGCAUAAUUUAAAAACCAAUCUGAUCCUUUGGACGUAUAAUAUUACUUCAAUUUAAAACUUGAUUAUAGUUAAACUUCCGUUCAAUAAUAUCUAACAUGAGAGAUUUAUAUGACUGGGACAGUAUUACUUGACAAAUAUAAGCACAAUAUAAUACAUUUUUUAAAUCACGUUUGAACUCAUUAAGCAAAGCUACAGAAUACACAUUUCUAAGAUCAGACAGCAAAAUUGAUUUGAGGGUUCAGGUUGAAUAGCCUUGCAGUAGAGCUAAAAAAUUGAACCAUGUCAGCAGUAAGUUAAGCCUUUGAUUCUGUACUUCCUAACUUGUUCUCCAGCUACAAUACAAUGCCAAACCAUUUCUCUCUUUUAGUUAAAUGUAAAUUUGACAGUGUGAUAGCUGCUGACAUUCCCCACAGCUUUAAUCAACGACACACAUUUAUUUGUAUUAUACCUUUUAAAGUGGGAAAAUGGCUCAAGGCACUGAACCUGAAGACACUUGCCAAGAUAUUUCCUUCAGUGAGUUUGCAGCAAUCCAUUCUACGGCAUUGCUAUGAUGCCCUGUAGGCCAGGAUAAGUCACAGCGAAACUGAAGCUCAAGCAAAACAAGUUUGAAUGGAAGGGAAUAGAUACAAACUAACAAAAAUGGAAAAAGGGAGCUCAUACAGUAGAUUUGCUAGCCAUCUUCCCUCCACUGGUAAUUUUCUGCACCGCACCACAUUAUAGAAUCUAGUUGUCUGCCCUCACAACUAACUGGACCUGGGGCAAUGCACUGAGGUAGGUCCACCCACAGGAUACCCAUAUUAACCUUGGAGAAAAGCUGAAACUUCUUUUCCGAAAAUAUUUGAAUACUAUUAAAAAUGAAGAAAGUAAUUUUUAGUAAGCAACCUGCAUUUCUGCCCUGUCCUCCACAUUGAAAUUACAGGCCAGGUUCAGGCAUAAGAUCAGGUGUUGUUUCCCCAUUACAAUACUAACAAUAAUAGCCAGAACAAUUCAAUGGAAUGUGUUGACAUAAUUAAACUGGUGUUCUUGUCCUGUAUAUUACUCCGUUCAGAAAGGUUCAUACUCCAGCAUCUUAGUGUCUUUGAAUCCUUAAUCAUGUAACAUUUUCACACUUAUUUGAAACACUAAUUAAUCUGGUUAUUCUUAGAUAUUAUUCUUCACGAUUUUUUUAGUUCUCCUGUUGCCUAGUUAGUUGCUGGGGAUAUUUACUUAGUGGAUCUGAGGCCACAAUCUAUGCAUUUUUAUUAGAGGCAACAUGCCAAAGUCUGAAAUAAUUUGACUAAAAUUAUUAUUUGCAAAGAAUGUCAUUUCCCUCACCACUUGGUCCAAAAAUAGGCACAAAUAUACAGUGGCAUGCAAAAGUUUGGGCACCCUUCAUGGUCAGUACUUAAUAACACUCCCCUUGGCAAGCAUCACAGCUUGUAAAUGCUUUCUGUAGCCAGAUAAGAGUCUUUCAAUUCUUGUUUGGGAGAUUUUUGUCCAUUCUUCCUUGCAAAAGGCUUCUAGUUCUGAGAGAUUCUUGGGCCAUCUUGCAUGCACUUCUCUUUUGAGGUCUAUCCACAGAUUUUCGAUGAUGGUUGGGUCGGGCGACUGUGAGGGCCGUGGCAAAACCUUCAGCUUGCACCUCUUGAGAUAGUUCAUUGUGGAUUUUGAGGUGUGCUUAGGAUCAUUAUCCUGUUGCAGAAGCCAUCCUCUUCUUAUCUUCAACUUUUUUUUUACAAACGGUGUGAUGUUUGCUUCCAGAAUUUGGUGAUAUUUAGUUGAAUUCAUUCUUCCCUCUACCAGUGAAAUGUUCUCCAUGCCACUGGCUGCAACACAAGCCCAAAGCAUGAUCGAUCCAUCCCUGUGCUUAACAGUUGGAGAGGUGUCCUUUUCAUGAAAUUCUGCACCUUUUUUUCUCCAAACAUACCUUUGUCAUUGCAGUCAAACUACUUUAACUUCAUCAGUCCACAGGACUUGUUUCCAAAAUGCAUCAGGCUUAUUUAGAUGUUCCUUUGCAAACAUGUGACACUGAAUUUUGUGGUGAGGACGCAAGGUUUUCUUCUGAUGACUCUUCCAUGAAGGUCAUAUUUGUGCAGGUGUUGCUGCACAGUAGAACAGUGCACCACCAUUCCAGAGUCUUCUAAAUCUUCCUGAAGGUCUUUUGCAGUCAAACGGGGUUUUGAUUUGCCUUUCUAGCAAUCCUGCGAGCAGUUCUCUCAGAAAGUUUUUUUGGUCUUCCAGACCUCAACUUGACCUCCACCAUUCCUGUUAACUGCCUUUUCUUAAUUACAUUGCGAACUGAGGAAAUGGCUACCUGAAAACACUUUGCUAUCUUCUUAUAACCUUCUCCUGCUUUGUGGGCAUCAUUUAUUUUAAUUUUCAGAGUGCAAGGCAGCUGCUUAGAGGAACCCAUGGUUGCUGAUUGUUGGGACAAGGUCUGAGGAAUCAGGGUAUUUAUAAAGAUUUGAAAUUUGCAUCACCUGGCCUUUCCUAACAAUGAUUGUGAAAGCCACAGCCCUAACAAGCUAAUUAAGGUCUGAGGUCUUGGUAAAAGUUACCUGAGAGCUCAAAUCUCUUGGGGUGUCCAAACAUUUGCAUGGUGCUCCUUUUUUUCACUCAAAUUGUACAAAACAAAAAAAUACACUAAUCUUGCUUAAAAUGUUGAAAAUGUUGAAAAUGUUUUAAUUUUAUGACUUCUGGAGAUCAGCUUAUCUUCUACUCACUUAACUAUUCACAGUAACAGAAAUUUUGACCAGGGGUACCCAAAUUUUUGCAUGCCAUUGUAUAUUCAGGCAAUGGUUGCUUCCUUGACACAUCAUAUGCUUUGCAAUAAUUCAGGUACUUAGAUAGUUUGUAUCAAAACAAAAUCUUCCUGUUGUGCAUGUUGCAGAAAGAAUUUAUCCUGGUAUGGAAUAAUAUUCAUGCUUGUUUAAACCACCACAAAAUCCAGGUCUAGGUGCCCAUUUGAAAAUUAUUGCUGUAAAUAAGAAAGGAGCAAUUCAUUCUAUAACAACUUGCAUCUGUAAAGUACUUUUAACAUGGUAAAGUGCUCCAGGUAUUCUAUAGAAGCAUUUUUUUAAUGUUGAAUGUUUGAAAGCACAAUUUAACUUUUGUCCAAGUAGAAUUUGUACUGGAAUCUGAAUCCAAAGGAAAUAAUAUUCACAUAAGGAAAAUUCUGCCCCAGGGAAGUCUGUUAAAUACAAGUUAUUUCCCAAUUUUUCUAAUGUCCUGAUUGUAAAGAGGAUGGUGGAAACAAGCCAAAGGUGUUUUUGAACUGAUUUCUUUUCCACUAUGUUGCAUACAACAAAUGAAUAGUGUGAUUCUGGUUUUGACAUGCUUUAUGCAACCAGAUUAGUGAAUAACUAUUGCUACUUAGAGGUUUUAUUUGAACAGAACUACACAGAACUGCUGCUUCACAGUACAUGUAGGUGGGGACAAUCAUGAUUUUUAAUAAACCAGUUAUACUGGUUUUAAUAUUUCUACUUGGUUACGGGGUAAACUUAAAAGUCUAGGAAACACUAUUUGUAUUUCCAAGUACAAUAUGUACAGUUUUGUAAGUUUUUUUUGUAGUAACUGGGAACGCAAUGCUACCAUGAUAUUCAAUGAUGUAAUUUGUACACAUUGUAAAUAAGCAUAAAUAAUGCAAAUUUCAGCCUGAUUCUGCACCUAAUUGUGUAAUCAUUUAUAAUUUAUAACUGCAUUGGAAGCACUUUGUGUAUGUUUUAUAGUGUUUUAAAAUUGCUAUUUGUAAAGUAAACUCACUGACCUCAAAUAAAAUGUUAAGGUGAACAGC